Euleptes europaea (tarantolino) is the source of this 1452-nucleotide messenger RNA. Its product is annotated as E3 ubiquitin-protein ligase TRIM7-like. Lineage: Eukaryota; Metazoa; Chordata; Lepidosauria; Squamata; Sphaerodactylidae. The record is from RefSeq and is a predicted model, not a curated record. Gene Ontology annotation, molecular function: protein binding; zinc ion binding. The transcript has 7 exons. Bases 1 to 1452 code for a protein of 483 amino acids.
AUGGCCACCGGGCAUCCCGUCCAAGAGCUCUGCGAGGAAGUCACUUGUCCCAUCUGCCUGGAGCAUUUCCAGGAUCCCAUGAUUAUUGCCGAGUGCGGCCACAAUUUCUGCCGCGCCUGCCUGGCCCAGAGCUGGGGGGAGGCGGUGGCAGAGGCUCCCUGCCCUGUGUGUAAGCAGACCGUCCAGACCAAGAGCCUCCGGCCGAAUCGGCAGCUGGCCAACGUGGUCGAAAUAGCCAAGAAACUCAGUCUGCAGGAGAGAAACGGGGGAGCAGCAAAGAAGGAAGAAGCCAAGGAGAGGAUUUGUGCCCAACACCGGGAGCCCCUGAAACUUUUCUGCCAAACGGAUGGCAUCCUCAUCUGCACGGUCUGUGACAGAUCCAAGCAGCACAAACACCACGAGGUGCUUCCUGCUGAGGAGGCUGCCCAGGAAUACAAGGAUAAGAUCUUCAACUGCUUGGAGACUUUGAGGACCGAGAAAGAGAAAAUUCUGGCCUAUUUAGCAGAUGCUGAAGAUGAAAGCCAAGAAAUGCUUAAAAUUACGGAAUCAGAGAGGCAAAAGACAGUGGCUGAGUUCAGAACACUACAUCAGUUGCUGACAGAACAAGAAAACCGUAUGCUGGCCCAGAUAGAUGAGAUGGAGAAGGAGAUAGGCAGGAAAAGGGAUGAGCACCUGGCCAAACUCUCUGAGGAACUCUCCUCUCUCGAAAGCCUCAUCCGGGAGAUGGAGGAGAAGCAUCAGCAGCCAAUGAGUGAACUCCUGCAGGAUGUCAGAAGCACCCUGCAGAGGUAUGAGAAGAAGGAGACAUUUGAGAAUCCAAAGGCUUUCACUUCUGAGCUGAAAUGGAGGCUCUGGGGCUGCUGUGAUAUAGGACCCUUCCUGGAGAGUCUCAUAAAGAAAUUCCCAGACAAUCUGGCUUCUGGGCUUCAGAUGCAAAAAGCAUAUGUGACUCUGGAUCCAACCGCAGGUAAUGCCAAACUCAUCCUGUCUGAAGAUCGGAGAAGCAUUAAAUGCCAAAGUGAAGCUCAAGACCCGCCUGAAGAUCCUGAGAAAGUUUACUGUUAUGACUAUGUUCUGGGCUGUGAGAGAUUCACAUCAGGCUGCCAUUUCUGGGAAGUCACUGUGGGAAGUGAGGGAGGCUGGACUGUGGGGGUGGCCAGAGAGCCUGUGACGGGCACGUUCACCUUUACUCCUGAGGAGGGGAUUUGGGCUGUGGCGAGGAGUGGGGGCCGCUACAAGGCUUUCAUAAAGGACAUUUACCCUCUCCUGACCCUGAGUGGGGAGCUCAAGAGGAUCCGAAUUUCUCUCAACUACCAUGGGGGGCAAGUGGCCUUUUUUGAUGCUGACAGAGCAGCCCUUCUCUACAGGUUCUCUGGAGCUUCCUUCUCUGGAGACUCCCUCCGUCCCUUCUUUGGUGUGUAUGGUAAAGGUUACAUCAGACUUUCUCCUUAA